Merops nubicus (carmine bee-eater) is the source of this 934-nucleotide messenger RNA. Its product is annotated as DNA polymerase alpha catalytic subunit-like. Gene Ontology annotation, molecular function: purine nucleotide binding; chromatin binding; single-stranded DNA binding. The transcript is spliced from 8 exons. The record is from RefSeq and is a predicted model, not a curated record. The annotation marks the transcript as partial. Lineage: Eukaryota; Metazoa; Chordata; Aves; Coraciiformes; Meropidae. Gene Ontology annotation, cellular component: alpha DNA polymerase:primase complex. Gene Ontology annotation, biological process: mitotic DNA replication initiation; lagging strand elongation; leading strand elongation.
AUGCAUGAAUGUGGAAGUUUUGUGGCAUCGCGUUCGAGACGUGAGAAUAAGUCUAGAAGAGGCCAGCAAGCGGCACUGGAACGUCUGAAAAAGGCCAAAGCUGGUGAAAAAAUAAAAUAUGAGGUUGAGGAGUUUGCAGGUGUUUAUGAUGAAAUAGAUGAGGAAGAAUACUCCAAGAUGGUCAGAGAACGUCAGGAUGAUGACUGGAUUGUUGAUGAUGAUGGAGUGGGUUAUAUAGAAGAUGGAAGGGAAAUCUUUGAUGAAGAUCUGGAUGAUGAUGCUCUUGGUUCCAGUAAGAAAGGAAAAGGUGUCAAAACUUCUAUGGCUAAUAAAAAGAAUGUGAAAAAAUCUGUGGUGUCAAAGCCAAACACAAUUAAGUCUAUGUUUAUGGCCAGCGCUGGGAAGAAAAACACAGAUAAAACUGUGGACCUGUCAAAGGAUGAUUUACUAGGGGAUAUUCUCCAAGAUCUUAAUGCUGAAACUGUUCAGAUAAGUCCACCACCAAUUAUCAUGCUGAAAAGGAAAAGAUCUGCUGGACUACCACUGAAUCCUUUCUCUGUACAGUCCCAAACUUCAAAGGUAAUCACCCCUGUAUCAAAGAAAGCUCCUGAUCAUCUCAGAAAGGAAACUCUUCCUCCAGCUGCAUUUCAUCCUAAACAUCCCAAUUACACAGCAAAAUCUGUCAUAGUCUCUGAAAAAGAGGAUACUAAGUCUCUGCAAAAAGCUACUGAAAAUGGGGGAAUAGUGAAGACAAUAGAAGAGAAAGUUACUGAAGAUAUCUCAUGUUGGGACAGAACUGAUGAGGAUGAAGAUGUAGUGGUGACAGAGGUUCAGCUGGACCCUGAUCUCCUUCCACUUGUGAAUGGGGAAAACGAUGAGCAAGUGUUAAGGUUUUAUUGGCUGGAUGCUUAUGAAGAUCAGUACAGUCAGCCAG